Lachancea lanzarotensis is the source of this 1101-nucleotide messenger RNA. RefSeq names its product LALA0S01e06590g1_1 (gene AAR2). Gene Ontology annotation, biological process: spliceosomal tri-snRNP complex assembly. The coding region runs from base 1 to 1101 and encodes 366 amino acids. The transcript has a single exon. The record is from RefSeq and is a predicted model, not a curated record. NCBI's taxonomy places the organism in Eukaryota, Fungi, Ascomycota, Saccharomycetes, Saccharomycetales, Saccharomycetaceae.
AUGGAAUUAUUCAUCGACAGAGUUGACAAGGCUGUCACGUUUGGCAUUGACCUUUACUCCUUUGAAGUCAAGCCCGAUCAGAUAUUCCAUGGGUUCAAGAAUAUUCCCCGACACCCACAUAUACAUGUGGUGCAUUUUCAGCAUUGCAAUGAUGGCGUACGGUAUGGAUACUUUUUCGAAAGUGACUCAGCCAAGAGCGUUCAAUUCGAGUACGACGCAGCACGCGAGAUUUUCGUUCCUCGGACAAUCGAAACUGAACAGCAGAAAACAGAUGCCUACAACAAGUUCCGCGAGCUGAACCCGUUUAUGGUUCCUUAUCCGUCAAUAGACGAAGAAGAUACGUGGAAAGUGUUGACGGAUCACAUCAAAAUGCUGGAUGUCAGACACAUUGCGAGUUGUAGUGAACCGUAUGUGUACAUGGACUCUGCGAUCACCACAAAGGAAGAAGAGGGUAUUUUGAGCCGGGCUCUGGCUUCCAAUGGAGAUCGAAUUGCAGACACAACAAGAUCUGGGGAUCCGGUUUUGAAAUACACGCCGAUCGUAUUCAAGUCCAAAGACGCCUUGCGCGACAACUUCAAGAUGCACGAUUUUUUCGACAAAAGCUACUAUCUCAACGAUGUUGUCUUGGCGCGGUAUCACCACAACUCGAUCUUUUCGCUUCUGGGCGAGCUGCAGUGUGCGUUUUUGAACGCCAUGCUUUUUGGGAACUACGGUUCGAGUCUGCAAUGGCACAAUGUAGUGGAGUUAAUAGCGAUGAGCUCAGCAGUGAGCUCAAAGGCGCUUCUACAACUGGACGCUCUUCUGGCACGCCAGCUGGCAGUGGUGCCCGAUUUUUACGCUGACAUGUUACUGAACGAGGAUGCAUGGGUGCGAAUUCUCACGAGUCUGCACCACAAACACGCUCUAGAUAGAACUCGAGGCGCGGUGUACAAGUUGUGGCCCCACCUGGACGACCCCGACGAUAACGACAACGGUGGCGAAAGCGGUAUUUCACAUGUGUUGGUCGAUGAUGACGAUAAUGUGCUACACAACAUGGGAGAUUCUGAUCCAGAUUCAGACGAACCUAUGGUUGUGGAAAAGGUGAUCUACAGACAGCUAUAG